AGAUUUGUUCUUUCUUCUUUUUUGUAUGUAAUUUUAUUUUUCUGUAAUAUUUUGCCGCAUUUGCUCGUAGUUUCAUUGAAAAAAGCCGUUUAACAUUGUUUUUCGAGAAAAAAAGUUUAAAAUGAAGUUUACAAUAAAUCAAUAUUUUAGUAAACAAAAUAGCCGAUGUGGUUAUUGCAAAGGCACAAAGUGCUCCAUAUCCCAUGGUAUGCACUCGUAUACAAUGUUUCCAGAGGACUACCAAGAGUUAAUUGAUCGCGGCUGGCGUCGUUCCGGCCUAUAUUGCUAUAAACCUCUCAAUAAUGAAACUUGCUGUCCGUGUUACACUAUCAAAUGUGAUGCCUUAGAAUUUAAAUUGAAUAAAUCUCAUAAAAAAAUUUUAAAACGUAUGACACGGUUUCUUCGCGACGGUAAAAAGGAUAAAAAUGAAGAGACUGAUAGAACUGGUGAUUUUAGCAAAGAUGCGGUCGGAAGUUGUGUUGAUAUAGAUGAAGAUGAUUGUGGUGGCGGUACAGACAAACAGUCAGCUUCUGUUGGCGGAAUUAAUGAUGAACCACGUGAGCCAAAAUUGCCUAUUCCAAAUAUAAAUUUUGAUGUUAUUGCUGCCGCUAAUCAAGAAAGACAUGAAGAAGCGCAACGAAGCCCCGAACACUUUGAUGAUCAAGUACCAACCGAGGUGGAAAAUCCUGUAAUCGCAACGGAAACUGAAUGUGCUUCCAAAAGCUCUUGUGAUGGUAGCAAUCAACAGCGGAAGAAAGCGAAAACAAUACGUUUGGAGCGUAGACAAGCAAAAUUAGCAGCCAAAGGCAUUGAAGUAUCGAAUUGUGAAACUAGUGCGUCGAAAAAGCAAAAAGUUAGUCAAGGAAAAACACUUGCUGAUUAUUUUGCUGACGCUAGCGCAAACGAUAAACAUAAAUUACAGGUGAUUUUAAUACCGCCGAAUAAAAAGCACGUAACUGAUGAAGCAUUUAAUUUAUAUAAGAAAUACCAAUUGCUUGUACACAAUGACGAUCCUAAUCGUUUAACGCCGUCUAGCUUAGAGCGUUUUUGUUACAAAUCUCCUGUUAAGUAUACCAAACCACGUAGUGGACCCCAAGAUGGUUAUGGCUCGUUUCAUCAACAAUAUUGGUUAGACGAUAAACUAAUUGCUGUCGGCGUAAUUGAUAUACUACCGCAUUGCGUUAGUUCAGUUUAUUUCUUUUAUGACCCAGAUUAUAGUUUCUUAUCCUUGGGCACCUAUGGUUCACUGAGAGAAAUUGAUCUCGUUCAACAAUUGGCUAAGAAAGUGCCGGCUCUAAAAUAUUACUAUAUGGGUUUCUACAUACAUUCUUGCCCCAAAAUGCGUUAUAAGGGUCGUUUGGAGCCCUCUUAUUUGUUAUGCCCUGAGGCUUAUACUUGGCAUUUACUGACGGACGAAACUCGGCGAAAGCUUGACGAAAGUAAAUAUCAACGUCUAAAUUCAAAUACUGAUGCGCAAGACGUUGAAAAUUUCCAGACAUCUGACUUAAGUAAAGUGAUGCUGCUAUAUGACAAUGCUUAUUUAACUUAUCAUCGGUAUAUUCAGUCACUUAAUAUACCCACCAUUGACAACAUGUUGGACGCUAUAAGGAGCAGAAUUUACAAAAAGAUUACAGGCGAUGACGAUGAUCGUGAUUUAAUAAUAGAAUAUGGCAAAUUGGUGGGCAAAUCGUUAGCACAUCGUAUGCUCUAUGUUAAAACUUAGAAGUUUUUUCUGCAUAUUUUGGUAUAUUUUUAAUAUGUAUAGAAAAAUUUUGAAUUUGUAAAUUAACAUAAUAAUGCCUUUGGUCAUCUAAUUUCAAAUACAGUAGAACUGUUUAGUUAAAUUAA
This is a messenger RNA of Ceratitis capitata (Mediterranean fruit fly), 1848 nucleotides long. RefSeq names its product arginyl-tRNA--protein transferase 1 (gene Ate1). Gene Ontology annotation, molecular function: arginyl-tRNA--protein transferase activity. The record is from RefSeq and is a predicted model, not a curated record. Bases 122 to 1723 code for a protein of 533 amino acids. Gene Ontology annotation, biological process: protein arginylation. The transcript is spliced from 10 exons. NCBI's taxonomy places the organism in Eukaryota, Metazoa, Arthropoda, Insecta, Diptera, Tephritidae. Gene Ontology annotation, cellular component: cytoplasm.